GCCAAUUGCUGGGCUGGCUGGUUUUCUAUAGAGCUGAGCUUUAGGAUUUUCUAACCAGGAUUUACGCUCCCGCGAGAGUCGACAGAGAAAGCGAGAGAGAGGCCUAAGAGAGGUCACUAUGAAGGGCUUGUAUUGGCAGCAGAAUACCUCUGGAGAAGAAACAAGUUUUGUCUUCCUGGAAAAGGAUAAUGUUCCUGUUGUGAGAGACAACUAUGUGAAAGUGCAAGUUAAAGCCUGUGCUCUUAGCCGGAUUGAUACGAAGCUUUUGUCAGAACUCAAGAUGGAGAAGGAAUUUCUACCUGUUGGGAGGGAAAUUGCUGGUGUUGUGUUGCAAAUUGGAAAUAAAGUAUCCUCUUUUCAGCAACAUGAUGAAGUAGUGGGAAUUUUGCCACUGGAUUCAGAAGAGUCUGGUUUGUGUGAAGUUAUACUGGUUCAUGAGCAUUAUUUAGCUCAUAAACCAGAAAAGGUGUCCUGGUUUGAAUCAGCAGGGACCAUUCGUGAUGGUGUUCGUGCAUACACAGCUCUACAUUAUCUUUCCUAUGCCUCUCCUGGAAAAACUGUGCUGAUAAUGGAUGGUGCAAGUCCAUUUGGUACAAUAGCUAUUCAGUUAGCACAACACAGAGGAGCCAAAGUAAUUUCAACUGUGUAUAGUCUUGAAGAUAAGCAGUAUCUUGAGAGGCUUACAUCUUCUUUGGGUGUCAAGCAAUCAUUAGUAGCUCGUAUUAUAGAUGAAUCAAAUGGAAAAUAUGACCUGACUGAAAGCUGUCUGGAGGAAACAGGCGGAUUGGGAGUGGAUAUCAUCCUUGAUGCAGGAGUGAAAUUAUACAAUGAGGAAAAUGAAACAACUUCACAGCUAUUGGUGCCACACAAAUGUGACAUCAUUAUGCUACUUAGUGUUGGAGGCCACUGGGUUACCAUGGAAGAAAAUCUUCAGUUGGAUCCUCCAGAUAGCCGUUGCCUUUUCCUCAAAGGUGCUACAGUCUGUUUUCUGAAUGAUGAAGUAUGGAAUUUGUCAAAUAUGCAACAAGGGAAAUACCUAUGCAUUUUAGAAGAUGUAAUGGAGAAGUUAUCAAGUGGUGUUUUCAGACCUCAUUUGGAUGAGCCAAUCCCAUUAUAUGAAGCUAAAGUUUCUAUGGAAAUGGUUCAGAAAAAUGAAGCAAGAAAAAGACAAGUUGUCCAGCUCUGAAGCUUCUAAGGCAGCUUGAAAUUUAAAAGUUGUGAACUUUGCCUAAAUUGCAUAUUUAUGAAGUAUUGUUCAGUGGGCUUCAACUAAUUUGUAAUACUGAGAGAAGAUUAUUUAGAAGUUUGGGGGAGAAAUUGAGGUUUCUGAUCCAUUAGUUUUCCCUGCACAAUGUCUAAAAUAUUUCUGUUAACUGUAAGUGGACUCCCUCAUAUUUGUCCUUUCUUCCUCUUUAAAAAUGAGUUCUGUGAAUAAAAGAGACAAUACUUGC
Messenger RNA from Elgaria multicarinata webbii, 1451 nucleotides. RefSeq names its product crystallin zeta like 1 (gene CRYZL1). The record is from RefSeq and is a predicted model, not a curated record. The transcript is spliced from 14 exons. Gene Ontology annotation, molecular function: oxidoreductase activity. Bases 119 to 1186 code for a protein of 355 amino acids. NCBI's taxonomy places the organism in Eukaryota, Metazoa, Chordata, Lepidosauria, Squamata, Anguidae.